Saccostrea echinata is the source of this 2057-nucleotide messenger RNA. RefSeq names its product protein FAM167A-like. The coding region runs from base 478 to 1092 and encodes 204 amino acids. Lineage: Eukaryota; Metazoa; Mollusca; Bivalvia; Ostreida; Ostreidae. The transcript is spliced from 3 exons. The record is from RefSeq and is a predicted model, not a curated record.
UAGAAUUCGGGCCAGAACUACUUAUAGGAACUUAACACGUUUAAUAUUGAAGGCAGACAUAAAGGGUACUAGUAUUUAGCAUUGUGGAGCAGGUGUUAAAGCCACUUUAAUUUUUUUUUGGGAUAAAUUAAUUUGUAAAAACUUGUGUAUUAAAGUCUUCCUUUAUUCUGUCGACGGACACCUUUUUAAACUGAGAGUGGAAGGCUGUUUCAGCGAUGGUACAUGUAUCUACAUAAGGUGCUAAACUCUGAUCAGAAGAUGAAGGAAGAAUACUCUACGCAUCAACGAUUGCUUUGAUUUCGCCUCUUACCGAAAUUUAUUUACCCACCCCAGUUUAUUAGUUAUUCAUACUGAAAAUGGCGAGAUUUUCAUCAAAUCUAGUCGCUCAAAGUUUGAUGUAAUGUGAAUCCUGUAGUAUUAUGAGUUGUUUUGAUGGUUAAUGAAUGAAAUUUUGAGAAUUGAAUUUUGCCACUUAUUAUGUCCAAAUUUAAGGAUGUUCGUAGGCCUACUCUAGCUGUAAUUGAGGAGAAUUCGCUCCCGGAAAAUUUUGAUAUAGUGGACACAGAUACCGAAAAUACCAAUACACAUCUGGAUGAAAAUGACAAUGUCUGUUCACAUUUGAAUUUACUGAAAGAAAAGACAGCCAAACUGAAUUUAAGCACUCGUAGACCAAGUUACGUAACGUGGAGGAACGAAUGUAUAGAAGACUCCGGUCGAGGGAUUAAGGCGAAAUUACCCAAUGUCAGGGGAGACGACUCUGUGAAUGGAAAUGAAUUAACUCUUGAUAAACGAAUAGACAAUAUUGAUGGUGCUUUAGUCUGGAUUAAACAGGAACUUCAAGCAAUGCGUACGCAGGACCAAGAUAUAGCCCGGAAGUUGCUGUCAUUGCGUCACGAAAUGAACGCGCUGAAGCUUCAGUGGAGUUGUGACGACCACAAAGAGAUGUUGGAAGAGGCUCAGUGUGACCUUGAGGAAAUGCACGAGCUUCAGGAUAUAUGUGACACCCCCCUAGACAGUAUACAGCCCGACCCACUCAAACAAAUCGGCGUAACUAAAAUGAACCUCAAUACAAGGAGAUUUUCCAUUCUAUGAUUGUGUUCUUUUAUCUGUAGUACUGUGGUUUCAUCAAUUUUCGGUGGCAUCAAUUUUCGUGUAUUUUGUAAAACAGACGUUUUCGAUGAUACGUAUUUUCGUGGACAAAAACAAUGCCUAUACAAAUGAAUAACAUAUUUCUUAAGUUGAUGAACAUUUAAUUUCGACGAUCUGCUUAACAACGAAAUCCUCGAAAAUUGGUGCUCAACGAAUAUUGAUGAAACCACAGUAUGUUUUCAUUCUGUCUAGAAAAUAUAAAUAUAAUACUGUGUUUUUCUAUUUAUUUUGUUAAUGUGACAUUCAAAACUACAGAUCAGUAUAUAUAAUAAAUAAUGCAUGUACUUUGGUAAUUUUGAUUCCUGGUGAAUGGUCAAAACAUUGGUAUUUUCACAAUCUGGAAUUUUUUGCCAGUUCAGAAGAAAUAUAGUGAAAUAUGGAGAUAACGAAUAGUAUUCAAGCUCAAAGUCCAUAAAAGCAAUACAAAUUUAAUCUGGAGCAGAGCAAACACGGACCUCCAAAAAACAUCAGAAGUGGGAUCAGGUGCCAUGGAGGAGUGAGCAUCUCCGACCGGUCACAUCCUCCGUGUGCUUCUUGUCAUGAUCGGUAAAUAACGGGAAAAUCCGUCGACAAUUCAGUGUGUAAAUAAUUGUCUAACCUUUAGUAUAAAAACGUCAGUCAGCAUAUGACUUAAUGAUAGAUUGAAUUUCCUGACAAGGUCAUUGUAUCGACCAUAGAACCUACGACAUGAUGACUUUUACAAAAAUUGUUGAUACCGGUAUUCUUGUUUCAUCGACUUGUUUGUCAAUAACUUACCUCGUUUUAGAAAUUGUUGUACAAGUGCCGUACAAAGAGAUGAAAAAUUUACCGCCACCAGAAAACUGUUUUGUAUAAUGAAUAUCAUAAUGGUAUCAUGCAUGAAAUUAGAUGUAUGUUCGAAAUUGCUUUGAUAAAUUCGUAUAAACUUA